This is a messenger RNA of Oncorhynchus tshawytscha (Chinook salmon), 1801 nucleotides long. Its product is annotated as stabilizer of axonemal microtubules 2. Gene Ontology annotation, molecular function: microtubule binding. Gene Ontology annotation, biological process: microtubule anchoring. The record is from RefSeq and is a predicted model, not a curated record. Gene Ontology annotation, cellular component: ciliary basal body; axonemal microtubule; centriole. The coding region runs from base 329 to 1801 and encodes 490 amino acids. The transcript is spliced from 4 exons. Lineage: Eukaryota; Metazoa; Chordata; Actinopteri; Salmoniformes; Salmonidae.
UGCAGACACAGUGAACGGAUAACAGACUCAUUGUGUGUAGACACAUUUCUGGAAAUGUAGGCACAAUCAGAAUGUAGACAAGAUCAGGAUAAAGGACCCAUAUAAGCAUCAGGUAUAAACAGGGCUUGAGAGAGUGAGAGUAGAGAGAGUGAAUAAUCCACGGGCAUUUAUUUUUAGAAGCUCUCUCGGUCGCUACGCACUUCAUGUAGCCUACUACAACACAGCCCAUGUUCUUCUGGUCAAUAAUUGAAACGGGUUUGGUACAUUGGAUUGGAACACAACACCCGAGCGCACAGCGUAAAGACGCGCAGGCCUAUACCGUAGUGUGAUGUUUCAAGCUAUAUCCGGAAUUUGGAGAUGCCCACCUUUGCCAAUGAGGCAUCACCACUGCUCACGAGGAUCCCUUCCAGAGGAACCGUGUGUCCUGAUCCCCGGCUGCAUGGUCUCGGAAUACCAGGAAAAGUACCCUGCCUACUGCACCACUGUUGUCCGGGCAGCCAAGAAGCAGAAUAAUGAGUAUCAGCGUCUGGAGGGAAAGAUAUCCAACAUGACUACUUUCAAGUCAGACUACGUGGCCCAUGAAGUGACCCAGAGGCCCCCAAAGGUCACCAAGGUGUAUGUGCCACCUGACGGGAGAAUGAGACACAGCAGCACCUACGCCAGGGACUACCCAACACACCCUGUUCAGAAGCACAUCGUGACUAAGCCAGAAGAGUAUCAUCCGCCCACAGCAAAGAUGGUCGCUCAGUCCUUAUACAAAGGGGAAUUCCGAGCAUGGCACAACCAGAAAGUCCAACCCUACAGGACCUGUGACAACCUGAAGCUGAACGACAGCAAGUUCGAGGUGACCACCACCUUCCAAGACGACUACUGCCACAAGGGCCCAGCCGAGGCCAGGGAGAGCUUCAAACCGGCUGCCGACGCCCGGGAGACCCUGCCCUUUGACGGCGCCACCAACUACCAGACGCAGUAUGUCCCCCACCCGGUCCAGCCCAGGCAGCCCAAAGAGAGGGCCGUCUACAGGCCCACCAGCGCCCCCCUCAAUGGGGUCUCCACCCACAGGCAGGACUACCGGGGCCUGCCAGCUGAGCCCGCCAAGCCCUUUAGGGCCAAGGUGGCCUGGGAGAGCAGCCCGGCUGUAUUCCAGGGGACCAGUGAGUUCCGCGACCAGUACAAGGCCUGGCCCCUGCAGCCCAAGCACCGGCACCAGGCUGAGGAGUACUGCCCACCCGAGGGCACCAUGGUCGGUCUGUCCACAGCUCAUGCUGACUAUGUCGACCAUGAGAGCCAGCAGCGGCCCCAGUCCGCCCGUCCCCUGGUCGAGGCCUGGACAAAGGAGGCCAGAGAGCCCCUCCGGACCAGGUCCACCAUGAAGGAAGACUACCGGACCUGGGACGUGGUCCGUCGUCCCCCCAUGGUCUACGCAGAUGAGCUAGAGAAACCCAAGGGGGCUUUCGCCAACACCACCACCUUCCGCUCAGCAUACACGCCCAAGACGGCCCAGCGCGCCACCAGCUUUAAACCCACCCAGAAGCUGCUGAGCCCCCAGACCAUGGAUGAAGACUCCAUCUAUCGCUCCACCUACACACCCAAGGAGAUCCCACCUUGUCCAGCCCGGGAUGGCUGUCCUCCUGGUUUUGAGUACAGCUCUAUGGGGGCUGGAGGACACAGGUUGUACCGAACCAUCUCAGUACAGGAAACGGGGCUGAAUCAGCUGGCCGCUGCAACGUCCGAUAAGCCCUCUUACUCCCACAGCAGAAAGAGCUGCAGGGUCCCCAGCCGAGCCAAGAGGUCGCCAUAG